UUGUAUUAAAACGUUGGAAGGAGGGAGUUAAGUAGAAAUUGUCAUCCCACCCGUCUUUAAUACUGUUUCCUCAGACGGAGGGUGCAGUGCAGUGCAGGGAAUCAUUUCAUUUCUUCUUCUUCUUCGCCGCCGCCGCCACCUUCCACCCCUUCAGCCGCCACUCCAAUCCAAGGAGGAUGAGUGAAGAGGACACCAAUGCUGCUGCUGGGCAGCCCAGGCGCGCCCCUAAGCUCAACGAGAGGAUCCUGUCCUCCUUGUCGAGGAGAUCAGUAGCUGCACAUCCGUGGCAUGAUCUUGAGAUCGGCCCUGGUGCUCCUGCUGUCUUCAACGUUGUUGUUGAGAUCACCAAGGGAAGCAAAGUGAAAUAUGAGCUUGACAAGAAAACUGGACUGAUUAAGGUCGACCGUGUCCUAUACUCAUCAGUUGUGUAUCCCCAUAAUUAUGGUUUCAUUCCAAGGACACUUUGUGAAGACAAUGAUCCAAUGGAUGUUCUGGUCCUGAUGCAGGAGCCUGUUAUUCCUGGUUCCUUCCUCCGUGCUAGAGCAAUUGGCCUUAUGCCCAUGAUUGACCAGGGUGAGAAGGAUGACAAGAUAAUAGCAGUAUGUGCUGAUGAUCCUGAAUACCGUCAUUACAAUGACAUCAGUGAGCUGUCUCCUCACCGCCUCCAAGAGAUUAAACGCUUCUUUGAAGACUACAAGAAGAAUGAGAACAAGGAGGUUGCUGUUGAUGCAUUCUUGCCUGCCAACACUGCUCGUGACGCCAUUCAGUACUCCAUGGACCUGUAUGCGCAAUAUAUCUUGCAAAGCUUGAGGCAGUAGAGUGCUACCCGAUCUUUAUCGUGAAAAUAUUGUAUUUGUGCCAACUGCAAAACUGGAGUAGAGACUUUGUUCACAAAAAUGGAGUGCUAUGGGGCUGGCUAUGAUUUCCUUUACCCUCCAGCUGUGUAUCAAUUUGCAUGUGGUUUCAUACUUACAAAUUAUGAAUAAGUGAAGUUUGGGCAGACAUGAAUUUGUUCUGUGUCAUGCUUCUGUCCCUCCGGAUCGUUUAUUGACAUGAAUUACUGUUCUUGUUAUAUUAUUUCUAUCUGCUCUAA
Molecule: messenger RNA, 1093 nt
Organism: Oryza sativa Japonica Group (Japanese rice)
Lineage: Eukaryota; Viridiplantae; Streptophyta; Magnoliopsida; Poales; Poaceae
Product: soluble inorganic pyrophosphatase
Biological process (GO): phosphate-containing compound metabolic process
Cellular component (GO): cytosol; cytoplasm
Molecular function (GO): magnesium ion binding; inorganic diphosphate phosphatase activity
Source: RefSeq, a predicted model, not a curated record